Molecule: messenger RNA, 2228 nt
Organism: Asparagus officinalis (garden asparagus)
Lineage: Eukaryota; Viridiplantae; Streptophyta; Magnoliopsida; Asparagales; Asparagaceae
Source: RefSeq, a predicted model, not a curated record
AUGACCAGAAGACAUCGGCUCCUCCGGCCGCCGCCUCCGGCGGAGAGCGGCGGAACGCCGUCGCCUCCAGCCUCGCCGCGGCGGUCCCCGAGGCAUCUCAGAUCGGGAAGGACGCGCGCGCCGGGAGAGUUCCAAAGCUCUAGAAGCUUCAUCCAUCGUAUGGCGUGGAUGAUGCUGUCGCUUCUCUUGAGAAGGCAAGCGAUCUUCUUGUUCGCGCCUCUCAUUUACGUAUCGGGGAUGUUGUUGUAUAUGGGGACCGUAUCGCUCGACAGCGUGCCGGCGAUAAUCUCGAGGCCGACGAUUGGUUCGGUUUACAGGAGUCCGCAGCUUUAUCAGCGGUUGAGGAAAGAUAUGGAUGCUGACAAUUCGACGGAUGGGUUAGCAACUGUAUGGAGACAUGCUUACAGAAGUGGUGGGUGGAAGCCAUGCAUAAACGUGUCUAUGAAGAAUGGUUUGCCUGAUUCAAAUGGUUACAUAUUUGUUGAGGCUAAUGGUGGCUUGAACCAACAGAGGACAUCGAUAUGCAAUGCAGUGGCCAUAGCAGGCUAUUUAAAUGCAACACUUGUGAUCCCAAAUUUCCACUACCACAGCAUCUGGAAAGAUCCUAGCAAAUUUAAGGAUAUAUAUGACGAGGACCACUUCAUCACUACUCUGAAAAAUGACGUGAGAGUGGUCAGCAAGGUGCCUGAGUUCAUUAUGGAAAGAUUUGAUCACAAUAUGAGUAAUGUCGUUAAUUUCAAGGUGAAAGCAUGGGCUUCUAUCAAGUAUUACACGGAUCAUGUACUUCCAAAGCUGAUCGAGGAGAGGUUUAUUAGGAUUUCUCCUUUUGCAAACCGGUUGUCUUUUGAUUCUCCUCCUCCUGUCCAGCGGCUGAGAUGCCUAGCAAAUUUUCAGGCCUUGAGGUUUUCUAGUCCUAUAGCAAAUUUGUCUGAACAGCUUGUUUCUCGAAUGAAAGAACACAGUGCAGAUAGUAAUGGAAAAUAUAUCGCAGUCCAUCUCCGAUUCGAAGAGGAUAUGGUUGCCUUCUCAUGUUGCACUUUUGAUGGUGGAGAAGAAGAGAAAAAGGACAUGAACGCAGCAAGAGAAAGAGGUUGGAGAGGAAAAUUUACCAAGCGUGGUCGUGUUAUACGCCCUGGUCUUAUUAGGCUCAAUGGAAAAUGCCCUCUCACGCCAUUGGAGGUUGGUUUGAUGCUUCGAGGAAUGGGUUUCAAUAAUAACACAUUGAUUUAUUUGGCUUCGGGAAAGAUUUAUAAGGCAGAGAAGUAUAUGCUUCCACUUCUUGAAAUGUUUCCCCUCCUGCAGACUAAAGACAGUUUGGCUUCAGAAGAAGAGCUUGCUCCAUUUAAAAACUAUUCUUCCAGAAUGGCUGCUAUAGAUUACACAGUUUCUCUUCAUAGUGAAGUGUUUGUGACGACACAAGGUGGAAACUUCCCUCAAAUUCUGAUUGGCCACAGGAGAUACUUGUAUGGUGGGCAUUCAAAGACUAUCAAGCCUGAUAAAAGGAAACUGGCUGUACUGUUCGACAAUCCUAAACUUGGAUGGAAGUCUUUGAAACGCCAAUUGCUAAGCAUGAGAUCUCAUAGUGAUGCCAAGGGAAUGGAGAUUAAAAGAACGAAUGAUUCCAUAUACACUUACCCAUGCCCAGACUGUAUGUGUCGUUCAAAUAGAUCAGAAGUUGUGAAGUCUUUGCCAUCUCGAUGAUCCUGGCUGUAAUUUGUUGCUAAUUGCUUUCCGCCACUAACUCAGUUUGUGCCAUUUGUGAUACACCCUGAUUUUUUUGCUCUGGUGCGUCAUCAUUCUUUCAUUGGCAUCUCUUGGAAGCGCCAUUAUGUUCCAAAGCUUGCCAGCUCCAGAAGAGCACAUUGUCCGAUUCUUUUCAACGUGGGAUAAUUGCAUCCCCUUAUAAAUACAUUGACGACAUCAUUUAUUUUGAGAGAGAAUUGACCUCGUCACUGAUAUUUCGAAGCCAAAUGUAUGUACACUGCUGAAGAUCACUGUACCAAUACCACCCUCAGUUUUGACAGGCUUUAUGUACAUGAUUUUUCCCCCUUUGUAUACAAAAGUUGGAUUUCAUGAUCAUGCGGGACUAGGGGCUUGAAUUUUUUCAUCUGAUGUCAUUUUGUAUUAUUUUGUUACAGUCCCAUCCAAGUUUUGUAUUCUUACAGCACAUUCCUUCACCAGAGAUAGAAGAAAAGAAAGGAUCAUACCUGUUUAAUUUUUUCUUUUUA